AUGCAUCACCCUCAUUUAAAAGAACUUAGGGGUAACAUACCACCAAUAGAUGAAAAUUGCCAAAUUCUUCUCUUAAUUGGCAGAGACCUUAUAGAGGCACACCAUGUCCUCGAUCAGCGCAUAGGACCACCCAGAACUCCAUAUGCACAACAAUUGAAACUUGGUUGGGUAGUGAUAGGAGAAACCUGCAUUAACAAGCAGCAUGUGCCUCUCGAGUUAAAUGUCAAAAUAACCAACAUUUUACCUACAGGACAACCUUCAACGUUUCAACCAUGUACAAGCAAAUUUGACAUUCGGGAAAACUACACAGACCCCGUUAAGAAAGAUUUACAAUCGCCACUCUUUGAAAAAACAAAGGACGAUGAUAAGCCUGGAAUGUCAUAUGAAGACACAAUGUUCAUGAAGCAGAUGGACAACGAAUUUGUGAGAGACUCGGAAGGAAGUUGGGUAGCACCGUUACCGUUCCGAGUGCCAAGACAGCCGUUGCCAAGCAACAGACAACAAGCUCUACAUCGUGCUAAUAUGUUAGACACCAGUCUGAAUAGAAACCCAGUUAAGCGGGAACAUUUUCUUACAUUUAUGAGUAAGAUCCUAGACAACAAUCAUGCAGAGCUUGCUCCACCAUUGCACGAACUUGAGGAGUGCUGGUAUUUGCCAUUGUUUGGUGUUUAUCAUCCGAAGAAACCUGAUCAGAUAAGAGGUGUGUUUGAUUCUUCAGCCAAAUGUAACGGAGUUUCACUUAACAGCGUCUUGCUUACAGGUCCAGACUUGACCAAUGAUCUCUUGGGAGUACUGCUGCGUUUCAGGAAAGAAAUGGUCGCUGUAACUGCAGACGUUCAACACAUGUUUCACUGCUUUGUAGUAAGAAAAGACCACCGAAAUUAUCUGAGAUUUUUGUGGCAUAAAAACAACGACCUACAAGAGAACCUUGUUGAAUACCGCAUGAGAGUUCAUGUUUUUGAAAAUAGUCCGUCACCUGCCGUUGCUACACUUGGACUCAGAAAAGCAGCUCAAGCAUCAGAACAAGAGUUUGGCAGUCACGUGACUAGCUUUGUCACAAGAGACUUCUAUGUCGACGACGGUCUUGCAUCAUGUCCUACUAAAGAGGAAGCUGUUAAGCUCAUGAAGGACACACAGCAAGCAUUAGCAAAAUAUGGAAACUUACGUCUUCACAAGUUUGCCUCUAAUUGUGCGGAAGUUAUGUCUGCAUUUCAUGCCAGUGAUUUGGCUUCAAAUCUUAAAGAUCUAGACUUAGAAUGCGACACCAAACCUCUACAACGUAGUCUUGGUCUCAGCUGGGACGUAAACACUGAUAACUUCUUAUUUCAAUUAUCAUCAGAAAACAAACCGAUCACUCGGAGAGGAAUUUUAUCAACGAUAAACAGUCUCUACGAUCCUCUGGGAUUUUUGGCUCCGGUGAUUUUACAAGGGAAACUCCUAUUAAGGAAAAUAGUAUCAGAAACCGUCGAUUGGGACCAACCUCUCACUGAUGAGACAGCAGAUGAGUGGAAAUCUUGGAGAGAUACUCUAAUUGCUAUCGAAACAUUGCGCAUUCCACGUACCUACGUGCCAUAUCUCAGCAAAACCGCCACGAAGGAGUUACAUGUCUUCUCUGAUGCAUCAGAAAAAGCCAUAGCAGCUGUUGCAUAUCUACGCACGACUGACAGUAGUGGUGAACCAAACAUAUGA
Molecule: messenger RNA, 1689 nt
Organism: Mytilus trossulus (common blue mussel)
Lineage: Eukaryota; Metazoa; Mollusca; Bivalvia; Mytilida; Mytilidae
Exons: 1
Coding region: 1-1689 (562 amino acids)
Source: RefSeq, a predicted model, not a curated record